Molecule: messenger RNA, 665 nt
Organism: Ostrinia nubilalis (European corn borer)
Lineage: Eukaryota; Metazoa; Arthropoda; Insecta; Lepidoptera; Crambidae
Product: protein D2-like
Exons: 4
Coding region: 27-611 (194 amino acids)
Source: RefSeq, a predicted model, not a curated record
GAUGGUAACCAGUCGUGGAGACAGCCAUGGGAGCGUUUGGACUUGUCAUCAAACUGUUCGCUUUAUUAAUUGGGGUGUGCUUGGGGCAGCAGCGGUAUACUGUACAGCAAGCGUUUGAGGUUCACGAGGUAGUGCCCGAUGUAGUGAGCUACCCGCCCAGAAGUAUGCUGGAAGUAUGUUACCCUACUGGCUUCCGCCUCAUGUUUGGAAACACAGCCUGCCCGUCGCAGCUGAAGGAAGCCCCAACUGUGAUGUGGAGGGCUAACCCUUAUCGCUACUACACCCUUAUUGUAGCAGAUCCCGACGCUCCCUCGCGAAUAGCUCCAGAGGACCGGGAAUGGUUGCAUUGGCUGGUCAUCAAUAUCCCCGGAGCAAACCUGGCUGCUGGGGAGACCGUCUUUGACUACCUGCCCCCCGGCCCACCACCUAAGACUGGCCUGCACAGAUACGUCUUCUUGGUGUAUGAACAGCCUUCGAGGAUAUGCUUUAAUGGACCAAGAGAAUUCAAGAAUCGUGGCAAAUUUUCUGCCGAGCAGUUUGCAGCGCAGAAUGGACUGGGCAUUGCUUACGCGGGCAACUUCUUCUUGACCCAGAACGAGUCAAACCCGUGAGAUUUGGAGGGGCAAGUUGUGGUUACAGAUAUAAUAAACGUUUACAUAAAACUA